CCUGGAUGUAGGAGGCCUGGCCGAGAGGCGAGGACCGAGGGUGACAUCGCCCAUCCCUGAGCUGGGCGAGGACGGGGACCCCCCCGCGCCCCCCCAGGCUCCGGGGGCACCAUGAAGGACCGGCUGGAGCAGCUCAAGGCGAAGCAGGAUGCGGACGAUGAGGAGGAGCUGGAGAUCGCCGUGGACAACACGGCCUUCAUGGAUGAGUUCUUCUCGGAGAUUGAAGAGACCCGGCAGAACAUCGACAAGAUCUCGGACAAUGUGGAGGAAGCCAAGAAGCUCUACAGCAUCAUCCUCUCAGCCCCCAUCCCAGAGCAGAAGACCAAAGAUGACCUGGAGCAGCUGACGGCAGAGAUCAAGAAAAUGGCCAACAGCGUCCGUAACAAGCUGAAGAGCAUGGAGAGGAACAUCGAGCAGGACGAGGCACGAUCCUCUGCCGACCUCCGGAUACGCAAGUCCCAGCACUCGGUCCUGUCCCGCAAGUUCGUGGAUGUCAUGACCAAGUACAACGAGGCGCAGGUGGAUUUCCGGGAGCGGAGCAAGGGCCGGAUCCAGCGCCAGCUGGAAAUCACCGGCAAGAACACGACAGACGAGGAGCUGGAGGAGAUGCUGGAGAGUGGGAACCCCUCCAUCUUCACCUCAGGAAUCAUGGACUCGCAGAUCUCGAAGCAGGCGCUGAGCGAGAUCGAGGGGCGGCACAAGGACAUCGUGCGCCUGGAGAGCAGCAUCAAGGAGCUCCACGACAUGUUCGUGGACAUUGCCAUGCUGGUGGAGAAUCAGGGAGCCAUGAUCGACCGCAUAGAGAACAACAUGGACCAGUCCGUGGGAUUCGUGGAACGGGCUGUGGCUGACACCAAAAAGGCUGUGAAGUACCAAAGUGAGGCCAGGAGGACGCUCCCGACCAUCCCAGCGAUGUCAUCUCCCGGCGGGAUCCUCCCUGGCUCUGAUCCUGGACCCCUCCUCUCCCUGCUCCUCCCGGACCUGCUGCUCCCAGCCCUCCGUGUCCCGGUUCCCGCCGCUGGCUCCACCACCGCCGCCUUUCCCACCCAUCCUGCUGAUCCCUGGGAUCUGCCCCUCAUGUCCCCAUGGAACGGGACAGGAUUCCAUCCUGGGGACGCAGCGAGGGGUGACAAGGACACAAAUCCGAGGGCUGGACGCUCACCCGCGCGGGCAUCCCGGUGGAACGAGGGCGGGAAUGGGGACAGGACACGAGGUUUAGUGGCACCAGCGUGGUUUGUUGUCACCGUGCUGUGACAGACGGAGCUGUCAGGGUCCCUGUCCCCUCUUGGCUUCGAUGUCCGGGCGGGAGGAUGUAUUGAUCAUGGAUUAUUUAACUCCCGCUGUAAUAAAAUCCCGCUGAUCCCGC
This is a messenger RNA of Haemorhous mexicanus (house finch), 1366 nucleotides long. It is a transcript of the gene STX3, whose product is annotated as syntaxin 3. The transcript is spliced from 10 exons. Bases 112 to 1254 code for a protein of 380 amino acids. The record is from RefSeq and is a predicted model, not a curated record. Gene Ontology annotation, molecular function: SNARE binding; SNAP receptor activity. Lineage: Eukaryota; Metazoa; Chordata; Aves; Passeriformes; Fringillidae. Gene Ontology annotation, biological process: intracellular protein transport; synaptic vesicle fusion to presynaptic active zone membrane; exocytic insertion of neurotransmitter receptor to postsynaptic membrane. Gene Ontology annotation, cellular component: SNARE complex; plasma membrane; synaptic vesicle.